AUGAAGUUCACUCUAGGAAGCCUGCCCCUCUGGCUUCUAUGCCUCGUCCAAUGGACAUCUGCGGCUACGGUGUUCUUUCCAGUUACCUUGACGUGGUCGAACAGAACCGUCGCAGGAGUGUCUAGACCAGUGAUAUCUACAAAUGGCCAGUUUCCUGGUCCCCCGCUGCGGAUUAACCAGGGCGAUAAUGUUGAGUUCCUCGUUGAUAACCGGUGCCCGUUCAAUACAACUAUACACUUCCAUGGAAUAGAGCAGCUGGGAACUCCUUGGUCUGAUGGAGUCCCAGGUGUCUCCCAGAGAUCCAUCAGACCGAACACUUCGUUCCUGUAUAGAUGGACAGCAACUGAGUACGGGGCUUAUUGGUAUCAUGCUCAUCACCGUGGCUCUCUCGAAGAUGGCCUUUAUGGACCAAUCUAUAUCACCCCUGCCUCCUCGGUGCAAAAGCCUUUCAGUCUUAUCACAACCAAUCCUGCUCAGCUGAGAGCUAUGAUCCAAGCGGAGAGUGUGACCUGUCCCGUCUUGCUUUCGGAAUGGCGUGUCCUCACGUCGGAGGAGAUUUGGGCUGCCGAGUUGGCCUCUGGCACAGAUUCAUUCUGUGCGAAUGCUUUGCUCAUUAACGGGAAAGGGUCCAUCACCUGCCUGCCACGUGCCGAGAUUGAUGCCCUGACAACACCCGUUCAGAAAACGAGCCUGGGUGAUGAACUAAGAUUAACAGAUAUGGCAUGCUUCCCUCCCAAUAUCACCGAAACAGUAUUCAAUUUCCCACAUAACUACGAUGUCAUCCCCCCAACCAUGUUCGAAGGCUGCGUACCAUCUCAAGGUCCCCAAGAAAUCUUCACUGUCAACGCAGCCCAGCAAUACGUAAGCUGGGAUCUCACCAGCACAGCCGGCCUACUAGAGCUCACCUUCUCAAUCGACGAGCAUGACAUGUGGGUAUACGCCAUCGACGGACGCUACAUCCAGCCCCGAAAAGUCAACGCAGUCACCAUCCCAAACUCAAACCGCUACUCGGUGCUGAUCCCCCUCACCCAAGCAGCGGGAGACUACACCGUGCGGAUUGUCAGUGCCAGCAUAAACCAGAUCCUCAACACGACCGCAAUAAUGCGAUACCAAGGCUUGCCGCAGCAAAGCCGUCCAUCCAACCCAUGGAUCCAAAUCAACAACGAACCCGCCAGAACAGACACCGUCUUCCUACACGAGGCCCGCGUCGUCCCGUUCCCGGCACUCGUCCCGUCAAACGAUAUAGCACAAACCUUCUUCCUGCACAUCAACCAAGUCGGCGCCGCGUACCGCUGGAGACUCGGUAAUACCAGCUACGGCCUCGAGCUCGAGGAAGCACAGCCAUUGCUUUUCAAUCAGAACUCCAUUCCCAGUGACUUGAUCAUCAGGACGAAGAAUAAUACCUGGAUCGACUUGAUUCUUCAGACGGAUACCAUUCUGCAGCCUCCGCAUCCGAUUCACAAGCACUCGAAUAAGCAUUUCAUCAUCGGUCAGGGAAAUGGGACUUUCAGUUGGGGUUCCGUCGCGGAAGCGGUACAGGCUGUUCCUGGUAGCUUCAAUCUGCAGACGCCGCAGUAUCGUGAUACCUUCCAUACCUUGCCGGCUGUCACGGGUUUGACUUGGACGGCUAUCAGGUAUCAUGUUGUUAAUCCCGGUGCGUUCUUGAUGCAUUGUCAUAUUCAGGUUCAUCAGAGUGGGGGCAUGGUUUUGGCGAUGUUGGAUGGGGUCGAUGUUUGGCCUACUGUCCCACCGGCUUAUUCGAUUGCUGCUGGGUUUUAG
This is a messenger RNA of Penicillium samsonianum, 1779 nucleotides long. Its product is annotated as multicopper oxidase. NCBI's taxonomy places the organism in Eukaryota, Fungi, Ascomycota, Eurotiomycetes, Eurotiales, Aspergillaceae. The transcript is spliced from 3 exons. The record is from RefSeq and is a predicted model, not a curated record. The coding region runs from base 1 to 1779 and encodes 592 amino acids. Gene Ontology annotation, molecular function: oxidoreductase activity; copper ion binding.